This is a messenger RNA of Oryza brachyantha (malo sina), 898 nucleotides long. RefSeq lists its product as uncharacterized. The transcript has 4 exons. Bases 96 to 599 code for a protein of 167 amino acids. Lineage: Eukaryota; Viridiplantae; Streptophyta; Magnoliopsida; Poales; Poaceae. The record is from RefSeq and is a predicted model, not a curated record.
CUGCCCCCGGAAACCGGCGGCCGACUCCACCGCCCGCCAACCCCCGAGGCAGACUUGGACCGAGCGGCGCGAGGGAGAGGGAGGAAGAGGCCGCCAUGGCGACGACGCGGCCGGCGCGCAGCGACCCGCACCUGCCGCCCGAGGAGGCGGCGCGGGUGGAGGCCGAGGUGCGGGGCUACUUCGACAGCGUGGCCCCCAGGCGCCCGGCCAAGCCGCCGCGGAGCGACCCGUCGGACGCUGGCGAGGCCGGGUCGGAGGUCGGCGCCGAUGGGGGAGACCUGCCGGAGCUUCGCCGGCUCCGCGACCUCGAGGCCAGACCCCAGAAGUUGGUUUUGGACGGCGGGGAUGUCAACGGGGAGGAGUAUGUGGAGACGCAAUACUACGACGGGCUCAAUUGCAUCGACAAGCAGCAUCACACGACUGGUACAGGCUUUAUCAAAGUGGAAAGACCCAAUGGUAACUCAUUCAACGUCACAAGUGUUGCCUACUCAUCUGACAGUCUUGUUCGCUGCACAAGCAACCCUGCAACAAAUGAUUGGAUACCAUCAUCAGAGACGGUUGUUCCAGUUUCAAACAAGCCUAGCAGGAGUGACUCCUGAGACCUGACAACCGGGUUCUCUUCUAUCGUGUGGGGUAAAUUAUCUGAAGAGAAUAAAGAGCACAUAAUGCAGCCACUUCUUUAUACCAGAUGAAGGCAGACAAAGGUAGAUAAAUGAGAGCGCUGCAAGGUUUAUAAGGCAUGAAUCUGUACUGCUCACAGCUGUAUGUGAACUUGUUGUAUGCAACUUCACUGUUUCUCAUACUCAAAACUCAGUAUCACCGGAGUGGAUUGAGCACCAGCCACCAGGUCUGUCAGUUUUUGUCUUUGCUGUAAGGCUAUUUUCUCCGUGCAUCCAUA